AUGGAGCCAGAUGGUGAGCCAUGGUAUCAUGAUAUCAACAGGUUCUUGAAAACGAAAGAAUAUCCCAAGCAGAUACAAGAGUUACAUCCUAUAUCAGCACGAUGGCCGUUUGUUGCUUGGGGCAUGGAUGUUAUUGGGCCAAACGAGCCGAAACCUUCAAAUGGGCACAUGUUCAUCUUGGUUGCCAUUGAUUAUUUCACAAAGUGGGUUGAAGCAGUCAUUUUCAAAGCUCUCACUAAGAAAGCAGUGGUGGACUUUGUUCAUUCCAACAUUAUUUUUCGUCUUGGUAUUCCUAAAACUAUCAUUAUAGACAAUGCUGCAAAUCUGAAUAGCCACCUAAUGAGGGAGGGUUCCAGACAGUGGCAUGAAAAGUUGCCUUUCGCAUUAUUGGUAUAUUGCGCUACCAUGCGCACAUCAGGUGGGGCUACCCCUUACUUAUUGGUUUACUGCACUGAAGCCGUAAUACCCACCGAAGUCGAGAUUCCCUCUCUUCUGAUCAUUGUUGAAGCCGAGAUGGAGGAUGAUGAAUGGGUCAAAUCCCGUUUGGAAUAA
Molecule: messenger RNA, 552 nt
Organism: Nicotiana attenuata
Lineage: Eukaryota; Viridiplantae; Streptophyta; Magnoliopsida; Solanales; Solanaceae
Exons: 3
Coding region: 1-552 (183 amino acids)
Biological process (GO): DNA integration
Molecular function (GO): nucleic acid binding
Source: RefSeq, a predicted model, not a curated record